AGCCAGCCAGACAGCUAUCCACAGGCACACUGAAUACACACAGCAAGAGUCACACAGCUGACAACGACCAGAGAAAGGGAGCGAGAGAGGGAGAGAGAGAGCGGACACGCGGUCUCGACACUGUCCAACAGCAUGACCAGAAUGAGGGCUCAGCAGUGAGCUCCACCAGUCCCACUGAAACAGACGAGGAGUCAGUGAAGAAGCUAAGAGAGACCGAGUCUCUGGCAGGGAGAGAGCUUGCGACUAGGCCUGGCGUGUGAGCAGGUGUUGACCUCCGACCUCCGAGUGUGGAGGCGUGCCAUGCGUUCUCCUGCCCGGGGGGCCUGAACCCAUCUCCGCUGUGACGAGUCGCCCAGAGGGACCAUGGGAUCAUCCACGCUGGGGAAAGCAGUCCCCCUCAACACGCUACUGGACGCCUGCAUCCAGGCUUUUGAUUACAAUGGGGAGCUGCAGUCCAAUCAGCUUCCUCGUACUGUGCUUCUGAUGCACCGCUGGUAUGUCACGUCCACAGAGCUGGCCGGGAAGCUGCUCAUUAUGUAUCGUGACUGCCAAGGAGAUGACUGCCAAAGAACCAGACUGAAGAUCUGCUAUCUAAUGAGGUACUGGAUAGUGACAUUCCCUGCUGAGUUUAACCUGGACCUGGGUCUGAUUCGGCUUACGGAGGAGUUCAGAGAUGUGGCCGCACAGCUGGGCUGUGAGGAGCACUUUAAACUAAUUGACAUCUCGACCAUCCCAUCAUACGACUGGAUGAGGAAGCUGACCCAGAGGAAGAAGCAGGCCAAGAAGGGAAAAGCCUCGCUGCUGUUUGACCACCUGGAGCCCGAGGAGCUGGCGGAACACCUCACCUUCCUGGAGUACAAGUCGAUCAGAAGGAUAUCAUUCACAGACUACCAGAGCUAUGUGAUCCACGGGUGCCUGGUGGACAACCCAACCCUGGAGCGCUCCAUCGCCCUGUUCAACGGUGUGUCCCAGUGGGUCCAGCUCAUGGUGCUCAGCAGGCUGACCCCUCAACACCGUGCUGAGGUCAUCACCAAGUACAUCAACGUAGCCCAGAAACUCCUCCAGCUGCAGAACUUCAACACAUUGAUGGCGGUUGUUGGAGGGUUGAGUCACAGCUCUAUUUCUCGUCUGAAGGAGACCCAUUCACACCUGGCUCCUGAUGUCACCAAGAUCUGGAACGAGAUGACGGAGCUGGUCUCCUCUAAUGGGAACUACUGUGCCUACCGCAAGGCCUUCACCGACUGUGAGGGCUUUAAGAUCCCCAUCCUGGGGGUCCACCUGAAGGACCUGAUCGCCGUGCACGUGGUCUUCGCCGACUGGGUGGACGACACCAAGGUCAACAUUGUGAAGAUGCAGCAACUGUACCUCACCUUUAACGAGCUGGUGUCCCUUCAGAGUGCCGUGGCGCAAGUGGAGCCCAACAUGGACCUCAUCUACUUGCUAACGCUCUCUUUAGACCUUUACUACACAGAAGAUGAGAUUUAUGAGCUAUCGUUGCUCAGGGAGCCACGAAAUCCUAAAUCAUUGCCUACCUCUCCUACAACGCCCAACAAGCCCCUGGCCCCACUGGACUGGGCAUCAGGUGUGCCCACCAAGCCAGACCCCUCGCUGGUGAACAAACACAUCAGGAAGGUGGUGGACUCUGUAUUCAGGAACUAUGACCAUGACCAUGACGGCUACAUCUCCCAAGAGGACUUUGAAAGUAUUGCUGCAAACUUUCCAUUUUUGGAUUCCUUCUGUGUUUUGGACAAAGACCAAGAUGGUUUGAUCAGUAAGGAUGAGAUGAUGGCAUACUUCUUGAGGGCCAACCCCCUGCUCCAGUGUAAGAUGGGGCCUGGCUUCAUUCACAACUUCCAGGAAAUGACAUACCUGAAGCCAACCUUCUGCGAACAUUGUGCAGGAUUUCUCUGGGGAAUCAUUAAGCAGGGAUACAAGUGUAAAGACUGUGGGGUGAACUGCCAUAAACAGUGCAGGGAGUUGUUGGUUCUGGCCUGCAGGAAGCUGCUUCGCUCCACGUCUCUGGGAAGUGUCUCCCCUGGAGGACUGACUCACAGCUCUCUGCCCAGCAGCCCCGCACUGCCCACCUGCAAAGAUGAAGACGAGGUGUUUGAGUUUCCCACAGUGGCCCCGGUGGGUCCUGACCUGGAGGGCAAGUCCAUCACCCUCAUGACGGGAUCAGCCCAGCGGAUCUCUGUCCGUCUCCAGAGGGCCACCACUAGCCAGGCCACACAAACAGAGCCCCUGUGGCCAGAGCAUGCCUGGGGGGCUGGGGAUGGGGGGUCGCACACCUUCCCCAAGAUGAGGUACCGGCCCCAUAGGAAGGCCUCCAAGAACAAGGGCUUUGCCCGCUGGGAGAAUGAGUCUCAGGUCCCUGCACGGGGCAGGAGGGAUUCCCAGGAGCAGACGGAUGGCCCUGCAGAGGUGGUGCACAAUGGAAUAACGGCACACAGGGAGAAGGUGUGUGUGUGUUUGGGCUCGCUUCACAUUAGAAGAAGGUUUAAAACGUGAAGUGCGUUUGUGUUUAGGCUGGUUCCAGAGAAUAAUGACAUGAUUAUAUACAUGUUUCUCUUGCUUUACUACAAGGUCAUGUUGAAGACAAUGCUAUUCCGUCAUGCACACAUUUCAUGACAUUUAAGUCAGUUACAUUAUAUUCAGUUUCAUCAAUUUCAGCCCACGCUUGUGAUGUUUUUUUUUACCCUUGGAUAGAAUACACAUUUGCUUAUCUAGCACAAAAUGGGUAACCUGUGCUAGGUCUGAAUCGGUCAUGGAAAACAAUCCUUUCUGCAACUUCUUUGUUCUCUGUGUCUGUGCUCUUCACCCUUCACCCUUCAGGCCAAAGCAACAGAACAUUUUGUUAUCAAAGCCUUGCAUACUUCCAUCUCUGUGGAAACAACUGGAUUCAGAACCAACGCACAAAGAGACAUUUUCUCUUUCAUUCACAGUGAGAUUAUCUAGAUGAAGGGAGUGCAGAGGCCAGAGAAGCACUCUGAUUGAUAGCCUCUUGAGUCAAACUGUUUACCUUCAUCAGAUUAGGAUGGCUAAACCAAGCAGGAUAUGUUGGCAGCAGUGCAGCAUGUCAAAGAUUUGAUUGAGUCAAAACAAGGUGAAAUAAAGUUUCUACUGUAUUAUGAUAAGGUACUUUUACCUUUUAAGAUAUAUGGAUUGGGAUUGGAGGAAAAGAAAAUCAAAUUCUUCUGUUGGUGCCAAGACUUAGUUUUCAAUUCUGAAGCCGAUUUGAAUUUUGAAUUUUGUACUCUGUCUAAAUCUCACUUCAGUGCAAUCUAUCGUCAGGGUUUGAUAAUGAUGUUCUUUAAGUUCUUUGUUGACUCUCUUACUUAUACAUUUAUUGUAACAUAACACUGUGGAUAGCGUAUAAUGUUGAAUAUGAAAAAGUGCAUCUGGUCAGUCAAUAAAAGCAUUCAGCUUUUGUGUGCUUACACUGCUAACAGUGAAUUAAGUGUUUGUGUGUGUGUGUGUGUGUGGGGUUACUCUC
This is a messenger RNA of Osmerus eperlanus (European smelt), 3493 nucleotides long. RefSeq names its product RAS guanyl releasing protein 3 (calcium and DAG-regulated) (gene rasgrp3). NCBI's taxonomy places the organism in Eukaryota, Metazoa, Chordata, Actinopteri, Osmeriformes, Osmeridae. Gene Ontology annotation, molecular function: guanyl-nucleotide exchange factor activity; calcium ion binding. Gene Ontology annotation, cellular component: plasma membrane. The transcript is spliced from 16 exons. The record is from RefSeq and is a predicted model, not a curated record. Bases 364 to 2508 code for a protein of 714 amino acids. Gene Ontology annotation, biological process: Ras protein signal transduction; positive regulation of GTPase activity.